AUGAAAAACAAAUUUGACCUGGACUUAAAUGUACUCUGUAGGCUUUGCCUGCACAAAGGGGCCGAACUGCGUUCGAUUUUCGAUUGUGAUUUUUCUUACCGCAUCGAGUCAUGUGUGGGAAUAGUAGUACGGCAGUGUGAUCUGGGCCCAUCUUACAUUUGUGUUGAAUGUUUAAGUAAUUUAGAAAAUUGGGAAGAAUUUAAACAAAAAUGUAUCUCUUCCAAUGAAUGUAUUCAAAACUGCAUCAAGCAGUUUGAAAAACAAAAAUUAAAUUUGACUGUAGAUAAUUCUAUUAAGCUUGAAGAUCAACUAGAAAUAGAAAUAGAACAUGAAGAUAAUCACGACAGUACGUUCAACUACGAAUUUAACAAUCAAGACUCUGAUAAUGAUUCAUCAAAAUCUAAGUCGCCCAUUUCACUAACAACACGAGAAGUCUACUUGAGAGCUGUUAAAAAAGAAGGGAAGACCUUUGAAGUGGCAAAUACUAAAACAUCUAAUAAGAAAAAACGUCACGAGUGUGGAAUGUGUUCCAUACAUUUCACUGAAAAAGAAACACUGUACAACCAUUUAAUAGAUUUCCAUAAAUUAGAAGAGAAUAACACCCCACAUUACUGUCUAAUAUGCAAUAAAGGAUAUUGUAGUUAUAAAAUAUAUCAAAAUCAUUGGACUACUGAACAAGAUAUUCAUGGAUCCAUUCAAAUUCAGGAUAAAGUCAAAAACUGUACAAUUGGUUGUGGACUAUGUUCUUGUAAAUUUAGCCGGUCGACCAGUCUCUAUCGUCAUCUCAGAAAUCAUGCAUUGAAGAAGGACCUUAUGCCUCAUUUGUGUUCAUUUUGUCAGGUGGGAUUUAUUGACACAUACAGCCUUUACUUGCAUGCAUCAACCAAACAUGAUGCUGCAUCAGUCACUGUAAAUGAACCACUAAAAGAAUGUUCCGACGUGACAACUAGUCUGAAUCAAGGGGAAGAAUUAUGUGGCAAAAUGACUAUUCCCAAUGACAAUAAGUUUGAAAUCACUACCAAGCGUAAAAUCAAAAAGCUCAACACGCUGGAGGACAAGCGAGCAAAGUAUCGAGAACACUACAGGCGGUUCCAGUCAAAGACGUACUCGUGCGAAUUCUGCAAUGUCGCCUAUUCACGGUUUUGCGACCUGUUCAACCACGAUCGUACCGCCCACGACGACAUGCCCAAGGAGUUCAGCUGUCCCACUUGCGGCAAACUGUUUCUGACAGACAGCCGGCUACAAAUACACCGGAACGCGUUCCAUGCCGAGAAGGCGUUCAGCUGCGACAUGUGCAACGUUCGGUGCAAGUCUAAGCAUACGUUGCGCACACAUAUGCGUAAGCACAGUGGCGUGUUCACGUGCACACACUGUGGAUUAACAACGGCCAGCAAUGCUGCGCUCAUAUCUCAUGUGCGCAUACACACCGGCGAGAAGCCGUUUGUGUGCGACCUGUGCGGUAACUCAUACACAUCUAAGUUAGGACUCACGUCGCACAAGCGCACCCACCAGCAGGAGGCGCUGUUCAAGUGCAACGUGUGUGGGUACACGGGCUCCAGCCAUAGUUCUAUAUACAUACACAGACAGACCCACAACGCAGAUAAGCCGUUUGUGUGCGACGUAUGCGGCAAGACGUUCAAGAUCAAAGUACGGCUGGUUGACCACCAAAAGAUACACUUUGCUUCCAAGGACUAUGUGUGCGAGGUGUGUAACAAGGCGUUCCUGGCCCGGUACCAGCUGGUUCAGCACUCGCGCACUCACUCUGGCGAGAAACCAUUCCAGUGCCAUUUGUGCACCAAGGCGUUUGCCCGGCGGGACGGGCUGUCCGAACACAUCAGGACACACACAGGUGAGAAAAGAUAUACGUGCACGGAGUGCUUCCGCACGUUUUCGUUCUACAAGAGCAUGAAGAAUCACAAGUGCUCAGUAGUUACUGGCAGUGGUGACGAUGACGACAGCGAUGUGGAUGAUGUCAUCUGUACUGAGAGGGUAGAAACAACUACAGAUCCAAUGCCUGCCACCACAUUGCAAAAGACUACCGAACCAAACGCGUCCACGUUGGACCAGUCUGGAGCCGACAACAGCGGCAGUGGUGUUCCAGCUUUUCCCGUCAGCUGCAAUUUAUCCAACGGCUGGACACCCAAUUAG
Messenger RNA from Macrosiphum euphorbiae (potato aphid), 2148 nucleotides. Lineage: Eukaryota; Metazoa; Arthropoda; Insecta; Hemiptera; Aphididae. The record is from the annotation of a GenBank genome assembly.